Letharia columbiana is the source of this 876-nucleotide messenger RNA. RefSeq lists its product as uncharacterized. The record is from RefSeq and is a predicted model, not a curated record. The coding region runs from base 1 to 876 and encodes 291 amino acids. NCBI's taxonomy places the organism in Eukaryota, Fungi, Ascomycota, Lecanoromycetes, Lecanorales, Parmeliaceae. The transcript has a single exon.
AUGGGCUCUGUACUUAGCUGCUUAGAAGCCGACAAGAGGAGGAAAGAGAAAAAAAUGGCACAAUUCGCGGAGACGAAACGUGGACAGCGCGUGAUGAACUCAAAUCGGAUGGUGCGGUACAGAGAGAAGCGGUUGAAAGCCAUGCAACCAGAUGUCGAACUCCGCCUUAGGGAGGAAGAAGAUCACACAAAGGGUCAACAGGUUUGGUUCUCUCGGUAUAUAUACAACGGGCGGUUGAGACACUGGGUCCUUAUGACGCACGGCAACAAGUAUGAGCUGCGCCUCGGUGAGAAUGUUGGCCAAGAGAAUGGGGAAGAACCCCCAGGAGAAUCAAAGUUCACCUACCACAUGACGCCUUUCACGAUCGAAGAAGAGAAAAGAAAAGCAGCACUGGCUGAGAGCAGCUUGCCUGAUGUAGACGGCUUCUAUGUCUGCUUGAUCGGCUGGACUACCAAGACCAAGGACGAAGUCGACCUUGCAUGCAGGUCCGCAUCUCAAAGUUUCGGAGAGUAUCACCUCUUGUGGAAGAACUGUCAACACUUCCUUCGCAUACUAGCGGAUCAAAUCUUAGCCACCAAAGCAGCCGACUACCCCUGGUUCAAAUCCAACACGAAAACCAAGUACCAGAAGACGCAGUCCUUGAUGCCCCCGCCCCUGGAGUUCUUGUUGAAAAUGCAGCUCCAGAUGACGGCCCAGAUGCAGGCGCAGGUUCAGAACCAGAUCCAACUCCAGACUCAAAAUCAGACUCAAAAUCAGAUUCAGAACCAGAUUCAGAUGCAGGUUCAGAACCAAAUUCAGAACCAGAUUCAGAUGCAGAUUCAGAACCAGAUUCAAAUGCAAGUCCAGAACCAGAUUACAAUGCAAACCGCUGGGUGA